GGAAGUGGUUACGUCACCAAAACAGAGUGGAGAGGGAGAGAGAGAAAGAGGGGAGGCUCUUCCGCCCCAUCGCUACUGAUGUGACAAGCUUACAAAUGCAAAGAAAACAUCACCACAAGCAAGACGAAACCAUGUCGGCGCAGUUUUAACCUCCUCGAUUCUCGUGGACGUCGAAUAAGUGAAUCGUUUCCACUCGGCCUGCCAGCCGUCGACGGCAGCGGCACCAUGGUGGAGAAGUCGGACCGAGCCCCGCUUCUGGACUGGGAGGAGAUCCCAGCGUCCCGCCCGAACCAAGCGGUUCCGUCGCCACCUGCGCCGCCGAAAGAAAAGGAGGAUGCGACCUCAGGGAAGAAAACCUCGACGCCAGUCUGCCUCAAGGUGACAGAAAUUGGCAGGAGGGACGACAAUUCCCCUACCGCCGUCAUCUGCCGCCCGACAGCUGUUGUUGACGGCAGGGAGAGAAGCCCGAUGGGCCGGGAAAAGCUCCGGGGGCAGCUGGUACCUCCUUUCCCGGAUCUGACCGUCAGAGAUCAGUGGGAAGAGAAGGAUCACAUCGUGUCUGUGUUUGUGGUCACCUUUAACACACGAUCAGGAAACAUGAUAGAGUGGUGUCUACCUCAUGACAUCAACCUGGAUGGAGUUGAAUUCAAGGCAAUGGCCAGUGGUUCCCAUAGGAUUACCAACGACUUUAUAUAUUUCCGCAAAGGCUGUUACUUUGGGCUCGCCUGCUUUGCCAACAUGCCUGUGGACAAUGAGUCGGAACGAGGAGCCCGGAUGAAGUCUGUCGGAAUUUUAUCUCCUUCCUACACCCUUCUGUAUCGCUACAUGCACUUUUUGGAGAAUCAAGUUAGACUCCAGUUAAAGAAUCCAGGCCAUUAUUCUCCACUGGAAGCCUUCUAUGAAGACAAGAAGGCCAUCCUUCCACUGACAGGAAAUGGCCUGAUCACGGCUUGCCCUACCUGGAGCGUGACCACCAUCAACCGCUGUAUGCAUCCGGAAAUGAAGAUCACUCACCCAGCCGGCUGCAUGUCCCAGUUUGUCCAGUUUUUUGGAGAGCACAUAAUGGUGCUGUGGAAGUUUGCACUGCUUCGGAAGCGACUCCUCAUCUUCUCCCCGCCACCUGUAGGUGUGGUCUGCUAUAGAGUUUACUGCUGUUGCAGCCUAGCCAACGUUUCUUUACCUGGAAUUGGAGUGUCCGUGCCUGAAUUGCGACCUUUCUUCUACAUCAAUGUAGCUGACAUCCCUGCAUUGGAAACACAGAUGUCAUAUGUUGCCUGCACUACAGAGAAGAUUUUUGAGGAUAAGAAAGAGCUGCACGAUCUGUACAUUGAUAACCAAAAUGUGAAAACACACAGGAGCCAUUUGCUGCCGCUCCUGCGACUCAAUGCUGCAGAUAAGGAGAGGUACAGGAAACUCAGCGAACAGAGGCAAAUGUUGCUUUACUCCCAGGAAGUGGAUGGAGACUGCACGUCGAAUGAGGAGGAUCUUUUUAUUGUGUUCUUCAUGGAGCUCAAUAACCGUAUCUUCCAGAUCCUAUCCGAGGUCGCAGGGAGCGCUGAUCCCACCCUGACGGCCGAGCAUGUAAGAGCCAUGGGGCUGGACCCACAAGGCGAUCACUGCUUCCUGGUGGAGCUGCUGGAGUUGUAUGGUGUUGACGUCACUCUGGUUAUAGAUAACCUCUGCUGCCACUAGCCUUGGAAAUCCAGGAUUUACAUCCAAUGUUGGUGAAAUUCACACACAUCCACUCACACACUGAGACACUAUGUUCACCCUGAGCCUUCAUCUGUUGCCUGCUUUCCUGUCAUCAAUGUUUGUUUUCCUUUGUGUACAUUGUGUCAUCUGGUUGUUCAAGGAGAAUGGACUCACUCCUGUCGGAUGGGGCUGUAUUUAGCAGUCAUAUCACAUUUUGUUUUUGCUUACUUGACUUAAUUCCCGUUUUCAACACUGGAUGCGCGGUUGAGAAUAUUACCAUGCACCAAUCACGCAGAGCUUGGUUAGUGCAGGAAUGGAAAUGGACUGUCAUACCGAUGUGAUUCUUGGACAUCUGAGAAAGGAAUGCUUACAUGGGCAUUUUUUUUUUUUGUAAAUGAAGCAAUAGAAGUCUGCAUCUUUGUCAGCUCUCAGCCUUUUUUACAUUAUUUAGUUUUGUUCACAUUUUGGCACCUUUAAAAUGACACUUAAGGUCUUUGAUGAAUGUGAUUUUACGACACAAAGUUAUCAUGAAUGCUGCACCUUUUUGCGGCGUUUGCCACGAGACUACAUCUUGAUGCACAUGCUGAUCAUGCAUAUUAUACACUCAGAAAAUAAUCAGCUUUGUACCUCAUGGUACCUUGUUUUGUCCCUGGUACACGAAAGUACUCUGGACUUUUGACUUUUUUUUUUUUUUUUUUUUACUGUGGUGAAACAAACAUACUGUACAUUUUUUGUUCCUAGAAUUGAUUAAGUUUUGCUAUGACGCAUUAACUAGCAUUAGUUGUCAAGUCAUUGCUUAUUGGAACUUUUCAGGUCGGUAACAGGAUCUGUCAGCAUUUCGUUAAUAGUUGAGAGACACCUACGGCCUCCCAGCAUACAAGUGUCAAAAUCAGGAAAGACGGAAAAUGAGCUAAUUUCUGACACUUGUGGGGAUUUCUGUGUUGUGGGGUUGUAAAUGGGUGGUUAAUAAGUUUACAACAGCACUGAGACUGGAAGACCAGCUUCACAGGGCUUUUUUGAAUGAGGUUUCCUUGGUGGAUUGCCAAGGAGAUCCUCCUCUUCUUUGCAAUGAAGUUCUUUUUGUGUCGGGUAAACUAAGCAGAAGCUUUAACUCUUCCUUAUUAAAAUUCACCAAAUAACCCCCCUUCCCCUGCUUCUUUUCAUUGCCAUCUCAUUGAGCAAAUCCAAGUCUGGAGUGGGAUCAAGUGUGUUUGAACACCGCUGGCACCCUGUGGAAGUGAUCAAUCUCAGUGCCAGUCGAGAUAAUUUUGUUCCAUGUUGGAACACUGUGGCUGGGGCUAAUAUAAAUUCACAGAAGUUUCUCAAAUAUCUCAUUAAAUUGUGGCAAAAUGAGAAGCUGUCAAUCCAGGCUUAAAUUAUGAAAGAUGUCCAACAGCCUUAUUGCGGUUUACCACAUGCUUUGUUAGGUUGGUUUAUAAAACAGCAAGUGCAAUUUAUAUUGUACCUAUUUUUUUUUUAAUAAACCACUUAUGCUUUGUUUAUUUUUAAAUGGGGCCUUAAGGAAAUAAGGACUUACAUCAGUGGGUCUGUUAUACUUAUGCUGUAUGUGUUUGUCAAAAGAUGAAGUAUAGAAAAUAUUUCUCAGCACAUAUGGUCCUUUUUGGACCAGUUAAUUUUUCAGCAGCUUCCAAUAUUAUUUGCAUUACUGGUGUACAUUAAAUGUUAAGUGAGUGUACAUACACACAAAUCCACACUUGUGUAAGACUCGUUGUGGACAUAUUCACUGUUGUGUAUUGGCCUUGGCUACAAUUCCUGUACAAUGUGUCUCACUCUGAAUGUCCAACAUAGCUAAACUAUUGCACACAGUGUACAUUUUCUACUUGACAGCAAGGUAUAUAAAUUGUCACUGUAACUAAACCUAACUAUACACAUGAAGUCAAUAGCAUGAGCAAUUGUGAAUUUUACUGUACUUUGUAUGAAAAUAAAACAAUGACUGAUUAA
Messenger RNA from Corythoichthys intestinalis (scribbled pipefish), 3654 nucleotides. It is a transcript of the gene dennd11, whose product is annotated as DENN domain containing 11. Gene Ontology annotation, cellular component: cytoplasm. The record is from RefSeq and is a predicted model, not a curated record. Bases 226 to 1692 code for a protein of 488 amino acids. The transcript is spliced from 9 exons. NCBI's taxonomy places the organism in Eukaryota, Metazoa, Chordata, Actinopteri, Syngnathiformes, Syngnathidae.